Leptosia nina is the source of this 1524-nucleotide messenger RNA. Lineage: Eukaryota; Metazoa; Arthropoda; Insecta; Lepidoptera; Pieridae. The record is from the annotation of a GenBank genome assembly.
AUGACUUAUAUUGUUCAUUACUUAGAACAAGCCCGACACGUCGACACCGAUAGAUUCAAAAUGGCCGAACCGCACCGCAGAAUCAAGUCCGCACUGAUAAUGAGGAACGAUAACAGUUUGUGUCAAAAAGUGUGCUCCACGAGUAGAGUCUUAAGACAAUGGAACAGAACGAAUAGCGGCAUAAUAAUACUAGAUAAAAAGAAGAAAAAGAAUGCUCUACGCACUUUUGAAGAAUUGAAAAGUAAACAAAUACACACCACGAGAUCUGCACACCAGGCGAUAGCAUUCAAAUUGUCGGACAUCGGCGAAGGAAUACGUGAAGUCGUCAUAAAGGAGUGGUUUGUAAAAGUGGGCGACAAAGUGCAACAGUUCGACAAUAUUUGCGAAGUUCAAAGUGAUAAAGCUUCAGUCACAAUAACUAGUCGAUACGAUGGGGUUGUAACGCGUCUUUACCAUGAAGUGGAUCAAACCGCUUUGGUGGGCCAACCGUUAGUAGAUAUAGAAUUAGAAGGAACGACAGCGGAAGAUGCACCAAAAUCAAAAGAACCAGCUACCAAAGAAACAAAUGAAACCCAAAAAGAACAACAGAUAAAUAGUUCUAGCAAAAAAGAAAAGAUUCUUACCACACCGGCUGUUAGAAGAAUUGCGUCUCAAUUUAGGGUAAACUUAAGUGAAAUACCAGCUACAGGAAGGAACGGUCGCCUGCUGAAGGAAGAUUUACUGUCAUACUUGAAUAUUAGUUCUGAUAAAUCAAACGAAGUACCUGAAUUUGCUAAUAUACCCGCCCCUACGGCUCAAGUAGCUCCCAAACCUGAAGUUAUAUUGGAGGAUAAAAUUGUCCCUGUCACUGGAUUUACGAAAGCCAUGGUUAAGUCAAUGACAGAAGCAAUGAAAAUACCCCAUUUUGGCUUUUGUGAUGAGUAUAAUGUAACAAAACUAGUUGAGAUGAGGGAAACACUUAAGAAAGUGGCACUUAGUCGGGGAGUCAAGUUGACAUACAUGCCCAUCAUUGUUAAAGCAACCUCAUUGACUUUAUUGAAUCAUCCAGUUUUGAACAGCAGUCUCGACAGCUCCUGUGAAAAUAUCAUCUUCAAAGCUAGCCACAACAUUGGUGUAGCAAUGGACACGCCUAAUGGCUUAGUUGUUCCUGUCAUAAAGAACGUCCAAAACAAAACCGUUUUGGAGGUAGCCAAGGAAUUAAAUCUCAUCCAAGAAAAAGGUGCCAAAGGUCAGCUAGGUCUAAGUGAUCUUACUGGAGGGACCUUCACUAUUUCAAAUAUAGGAAAUGUGGGAGGUACCUACACUAAACCCAUCAUAUUACCACCGCAAGUGUCAAUUGGUGCUUUAGGUAAAAUACAGGUCCUGCCGAGAUUUGACUCAGAGGGUAAGGUGGUACCUACUCAUAUUCUAACAGUAAGCUGGUCUGCCGACCACCGAGUGAUAGAUGGCGUCACCAUUGCAAGAUUUUCUAACGAACUCAAGAGCUACUUAGAAAAUCCUUAUAAUUUACUACUAGAUGUGUAA